CCUCCUCCGUGCAAAUCUCACCCUGUCUGAGUCUGUCUUCCCAGGCUUGGUAAGAAGGAGAAAAAAACCCUGUUUUGUGGCACAGGGAGGCUUUAUCGUUGACCUCUUUCAUACUCAUAUAUUAGCGAUCACCUUAUUGUUUCAGCUUAUUGCGUGUGCUGCUGCGAUUUCUGGGGCGUCGAAAAGGAAAAAAAGAACUUCUGUUCCGUCCAUAGAGAAGCAGGCAUCCAUUCCUUUCGUGGUCUGUCAUAGCUGAGCUAGCUAGGGAGCUGGGGAGCAGAAUCCUGGGGAGUAUCGGCAGUGAAAAUGUCCGGCUAUCAAGGCAAGAAAAACAUUCCCCGCAUCACAAGCGAUCGACUUCUGAUCAAAGGUGGCAAAAUCGUGAACGAUGAUCAGUCUUUCCAUGCUGACAUCUACAUGGAGGAUGGGGUUAUCAAGCAAAUCGGCGAGAACCUGAUUGUGCCUGGAGGUGUGAAGAUCAUCGAUGCCCAUGGCCGCAUGGUUAUACCCGGGGGCAUCGACGUCCACACUCGCUUCCAGAUGCCUGAUCGGGGCAUGACUGCGGCCGACGACUUCUACCAAGGCACUCGAGCUGCGCUGGCCGGUGGCACCACCAUGAUCAUUGACCACGUGGUGCCCGAGCCUGGCACCAGUGUGGUGGCGGCCUUCGAGCAGUGGAGGAACUGGGCGGACAGCAAGGCAUGUUGCGACUACUCUCUGCACGUGGACAUCACCGACUGGCAUAGUGGCGUGCAGGAGGAGCUGGAGACGCUGGUCAAAGAGCACGGUGUCAACUCCUUCCUGGUCUACCUGACCUAUAAAGAUGUGUUUCAGCUGACUGAUUCCCAGAUCUACGAGGUUUUCAGUGUGAUCCGGGACCUGGGGGCCAUCGCACAGGUGCACGCCGAGAACGGCGACAUCGUGGCCGAGGAGCAGCACAGGAUCCUGGAGCUUGGCAUUACUGGGCCGGAGGGUCACGUGCUGAGCCGCCCUGAGGAGGUGGAGGCAGAGGCGGUCAACCGCUCGAUCACGGUGGCCAAUCAGACCAACUGCCCCCUCUAUAUCACCAAGGUGAUGAGCAAGAGUGCUGCUGAUGUCAUCGCCCUGGCCAGAAAGAAAGGUACCGUGGUGUACGGGGAGCCCAUCUCCGCAAGUCUGGGCACGGACGGCUCCCACUACUGGAGCAAGAACUGGGCCAAGGCUGCCGCCUAUGUCACGUCGCCGCCCCUCAGCCCCGACCCGACCACACCCGACUACCUGAACUCACUGCUCUCCUGCGGUGACCUGCAGGUGACAGGCAGCGCUCACUGCACUUUCAGCACUGCCCAGCGUGCUGUGGGGAAGGACAACUUCACCCUCAUCCCAGAGGGCACCAACGGCACAGAGGAGCGGAUGGCCCUGGUCUGGGACAAGUGUGUGGUGACAGGGAAGAUGGACGAGAACCAGUUUGUGGCCGUGACCAGCACCAACGCUGCAAAGAUCUUUAAUCUAUACCCCCGCAAGGGUCGUAUUGCCGUGGGCUCCGAUGCAGACCUGGUGCUCUGGGACCCAGAUGUCACCAAGAUCAUCUCUGCCAAGAGCCACAACCUGGCUGUGGAGUACAACAUCUUCGAGGGCACAGAGGUACGCGGCGCCCCCCUGGUGGUCAUCAGCCAGGGCAAGAUCGUGUUGGAGGAUGGGAACCUGCACACCACUGAGGGGUCAGGCCGCUACGUGGGCCGCAAGCCAUUCCCUGACUACGUGUACAAGCGGAUAAAGGCUCGCAGCAGGCUGGCCAACCUGCGAGGGGUUCCGCGGGGUCUCUAUGAUGGGCCCGUGUGUGAGGUCACCGCCACCCCCAAGACCAUCACCCCCGCUUCAUCCGCCAAGACAUCACCGGCCAAACACCCAGCACAGCCCGUGAGGAACCUGCACCAAUCUGGCUUCAGCCUGUCAGGAGCCCAAAUUGAUGACAACGUGCCUCGGCGCACUACACAGCGCAUUGUGGCGCCACCUGGUGGACGGGCCAACAUUACAAGUCUGGGUUAAAUCGACCUGUCGGCUGGCUGGGGGAGGUGAUCGCCAGGAAGGAGGGACCACACAGAGAGGCCACACCCACACCCCCGAGGUGCAUCAUCCAGGAAGUUCCCUGCUGGAAUUCCACCCCUCCCCCCCAUCCCUCCAUCCUUCACGCAACCACUUAUUCUCCACCCUCCGUCCUCGAACCCACAAGGACUCACCCACAGAAAUAAAAUGUCCCAUCAUUUUAAAAAAAUAACAAAAAGACAAAAACACGUGGGAUUGCAUUAUUUCCUAUUUUAUACUGUACUAUUUCCUGCCAUAUACUGUUUAAUUUGUUUUAAAGGAAGAGUCUGAGAAGUUGAGAACACUUUUAGUCCCGUCCUUUAAGGGAAGCAUGACGUUAGACGAUACUAGCAUUUUUGGUUUGCGUAACACCAGUAAAAAGGUUUUGCCGUCUCAGUCCUGUGUUAUGUUGACAGUGGUGUCCCUUGUGUCUUAGUCGAGUCUUUGGAAAAGGGGGUUUUCAUUUGACCGUCCGCCACACAGAAGAGUUUGAAGCUGUUUAUCUGGGAGGUUUUGUCUGGGUACGACGUAGCAGCAAAGUCGCUGAGCUCCUGGGGAGACACACGCGCGUCACUACGCUGGCGUCUGUGUGUGAGUGAGCCCGGCUCUGAAAGCUGACGGCCAAGAGUGCGUGAAAGGCUACACCCCCCACCCCACC
This is a messenger RNA of Brienomyrus brachyistius, 2722 nucleotides long. Its product is annotated as dihydropyrimidinase-related protein 2. Gene Ontology annotation, cellular component: cytoplasm; cytosol. The transcript is spliced from 14 exons. Gene Ontology annotation, molecular function: hydrolase activity, acting on carbon-nitrogen (but not peptide) bonds, in cyclic amides. The record is from RefSeq and is a predicted model, not a curated record. Bases 307 to 2028 code for a protein of 573 amino acids. Lineage: Eukaryota; Metazoa; Chordata; Actinopteri; Osteoglossiformes; Mormyridae.